AAAAUUGUUCAGCAUGACUUUAACAAAAGAAGAAGAGCUGGAGUUUAUUCCACAAGAGCGACGUCUCGAUGUUCUGGUUAACGCCCAGAAAACAAUUUGUGAAACUAAAGAAAAGAAAGGGCGGAUAGUUUUUGUGACAUUCGCCACAAAAUUCGACAAAAAAGUGGUUGAAAUUACCUUAGAUGAAGAGGACCCGCUGAGCCAGUUGUACAAAACAGCCCAGGAAAUUUUUCCUUACUUCUCAUGGCGGUUUUGUCUUGAUGAGCCAACCAAUCUCAUUGAAGGCUUGUCAAACAAACGCCGAGUUUUUGGUAGUAUCAAGCAAUCCCGUUUCUACAACUUUCUCUAUCUUGUCAUCACUCUCUUACCGACUUAUCAUCCAUUCGACUGUGACGAGUGCAAGGCAGAAUGCAACUGGAAUAAUCGAUACAAAUGCACAAUAUGCGCCGAUUAUGACCUUUGUAGGCAGUGUGAGGCAAAAAACUUGCACGCAAAUCAUGCAAUGCUUAGGAUUCUCUCUAGUGAUACCGAACUACCUAAAUAUAUGUAUAUGAGUUCACCCAGUUUUGUUUCUGAACACUGUUCAAAAUAAAUUGUUAUAUAAUA
This is a messenger RNA of Caenorhabditis elegans, 606 nucleotides long. It is a transcript of the gene sqst-5, whose product is annotated as ZZ-type domain-containing protein. NCBI's taxonomy places the organism in Eukaryota, Metazoa, Nematoda, Chromadorea, Rhabditida, Rhabditidae. The record is from RefSeq and is marked reviewed. The transcript has 2 exons. Bases 14 to 592 code for a protein of 192 amino acids. Gene Ontology annotation, molecular function: zinc ion binding.